Messenger RNA from Amoebophrya sp. A25, 167 nucleotides. The record is from the annotation of a GenBank genome assembly. Lineage: Eukaryota; Dinophyceae; Syndiniales; Amoebophryaceae.
GCCGCAGGCCGAGCAAAACCAAAACCGUUGUCAAGAAGAGACGAGCGCACUUCUGCUAAUGCUUCCUCAUCUUCACGUCAGACGAGUAGCGAGCAAGAAACGGCGGAUUACAUCCGCGAGAGCCGAGAACGCAGCCGCUCUACUAGGAGCACCAGGGCCGCCACGAC